Symbiodinium sp. CCMP2456 is the source of this 816-nucleotide messenger RNA. Lineage: Eukaryota; Dinophyceae; Suessiales; Symbiodiniaceae. The record is from the annotation of a GenBank genome assembly.
GUGUCUGUGCGCAGGGCAGUUGUAGCCCAUGCAGGGAACGUGAUGUAUGCCAUCGCGCACGAGAUGGUCCAGAUUGUUCUGCCCUACGUCAACAAAGAGGUCGGCGGCGACGUGAUUAGCUUCUCGAACUACCGGACGGCUGUGAACAGCCUGCUCCUCUUCGGUGGCGUGGGCGUUGGGAAGCUGGCAGACAGAGCGGGCCCCAAGGUGGCCCUGAUGUUGGCGCACGCUGCCAGUGCCUCGAAGUUUUUCCUGGUCGCCUCCGCGACCAACCUCAGGUCCCUGUAUCUCUCCGCUAUCCCUGCUACAUUGAUGCACGCGUUCCAGGUCACACUGCAUGUGGCGACGCUCAACUCGGAGGACGACCAGAGAGCGGGAGCACUGGGCCGUGUCGGCGCGCUCUACGGCAUUGGCUUCCUUGCUGGCAGCGGCCUCGUCGUGGGAGCUUCGAAGUUUCUCGUGCCCAAACACAUCGCCCUCCUCGCCUCGGGCCUGGAGCUUGCCGUCGUCGCCGCCGCGGCGCUCAUGUACCCGGCGGAGGAGACCGAGGCCCCUACACAGUCUGCUCCAGCUUCGGCGCAGCUCCUGGACAUCUUGCCUCGACCGGGUGUUCGCUCUGUCCUGGGCUUCAAAGUCGUCCUUGCCAGCUCGGCGGGCAGCGUUUGCUUCAUGCUUCAGCAGUUCGCAAUGGAGCCUUUUGGCUUCCUUGCAUCCGAGGUGGCGAUGCUUAUGGCCUACGUCGGCCUUUUGCAAAUCGCUUCACAGUCGCUGAUCCCAGCCUCGGCGGCACCCCGGGAGCUGUACGCCACGUCGGCG